CCCAUUGCAAUACCCCAAAUGACUAAAGGAAGAGGCAUGCCUUUCAUGAGACUCAAUGCGCCAGUAUUGCAAGAACACGGAAUAUCAGAACCAGAGUUUAUUGAAUUCAUAGACACGCUCAAUAUUGUGUCGGCUGCUUCCCCACCAUUCAAGAUUUUGGAUCUUGCCGGAGGCAUAAUUGGAAUGGUGCCACAUCACUGGGCUCAACUCACUUCCAAUCUUCUUAAACUAACUGCCAUGGGUGGAACUGCAAUUGUUAGUAAAAGUCGCACGGACGCCUUUUUACAAGAGGCAAACCAGCGGAUUUUUGGACCAAAGGGAUUGAGAGUCUGUUUGAUCACCACGGCUGCGUUAAUCCCUUCUAUCAAGUUUCCAGCCCAAAAGGCUAUUACGCUACCCUUGGCGCUUGAUAUCCCCUUGGAGAGCCAACCCAGUUUUCAUAACCGUCUGUUGCAAGGACUGAAAGGUUAUGUGAGCGAGACCGAAGUUACUCGUCUUCCAUCUAAAAAAGAAGACAUCGGUAUAAUUGACCAGAUGAGUGCGAAGCAAGUUGUUCGAGACAUAGAGAAAAUCGACAAAAAGAUGUACAAGGAUACAGAGAAGCAAAUGAAGAAACUGCAAAAGAAUCACGAACCGUGGGAGUCAUCUUCGGAAGACGAAGUUUCAGGCAGCACUGUCUCAAAGCCGCCUGUCCGCAGCAGGAGUCUGGACCGCAAAAUGAGGAAACUUGAGCAUGACAUUGAAAAGGUCAACAAGAAAGCCUCUAGAAAGAUGGACAAACGGCAUUCUUCUGACCGAGUGGAAGAUAAAAGACAAGACGCAUUA
Messenger RNA from Trichoderma atroviride IMI 206040, 825 nucleotides. RefSeq lists its product as uncharacterized. Lineage: Eukaryota; Fungi; Ascomycota; Sordariomycetes; Hypocreales; Hypocreaceae. The record is from RefSeq and is a predicted model, not a curated record.